AUGGUGGCUGAAUGGCUUAAUGGGACUGUAUUCAUAGAAUAUCUGUGGCCAGAGGCAGAGAAGUGGCUGCUGGUGGCCAUGCUGGGACUGGAGAUGACCAUGGGGGUUGUGGGAAACUGUCUUGUUCUGUUGGUCAAAAUCACGUGCAGGGGUCAGUUCGGCUGCCGUUACUGGCUUCCUUUCAUCAGUCUUACGUUGUCAGAUUUAGCUUUUAAUGAACCACUGUGUUGUGAAGGCUGCUCCCUUCUUAUCAUCUCCGGCUCCCUGCUUGCCAUGCUGACAGGAGGUCAGAGGUCGCCGUGGUGUGAGGUCGUCAGCCUGCUGAAGUUUGCCUUUAUCACAUCGUCCAUAGGGAGCAUAGCUAUCCUCUGUGUGCAGCGGCUGAUCGGCAGGGCCUCCACUGGAGGGGCUCUCUUUGCUGUCAUGGUGGCUGCGUGCUCAGCCUCGUGGGUGACGGGGGUUGUGUUUGGGAGUGUCCCGGUCACCUACGCCUGGAUCAGGUACGACAGUGCCGAGAUGCUGUGCGCUGUCUUCUGGGAGAGCAGCUACUCGGACAUGUUGGUCUACAUCCUCUGUGCUUUCUCCGUCUGUAUCUUCCUCCCCUUUCUCCUCAUCAUCGCCUGCUCCCUGCUGAGCGCUGCAGGCUGUGGCUCAAGCUGCAACAGUGAUGAUGAAGCAGACCUGUCUGCAGUCACUCCUCUGCUGGUGGCCUCCUACAUGUUCUGCUACACUCCCUUUGCUGUGUCCGAGCUGAUCCUGCUGGGUAGGCUGGACCUGUCGCCGGCACCCGAUUGGCUAAGGACAUUGUCAUCAGUGAUGUCCUACCUGGACUGUGGCCUGAAUCCUCUCAUCUACUGCUCCCACCAGGACUUCAGGGAGGCCGGCCUGGCCCUGUUGUGGACCAGUAGGAAACCACAGUCUGAGCCUGUCCUCACCGCUAUUGUUAAACGCGAGCUGUGAGGGUGUCUACAUUUAAAGAGGAGAAACCAACAAUGAUGCAUUUAAUAAACAUGUAUUUCUUAUCCUUUCAAUAUAUUAAAAUAUCAAGUCAUUUAGCUUCUGUUUAAUGUGUUAAAAGAAAAUAAAUAUACAUUCUUUUUGUGCAUGA
This is a messenger RNA of Scophthalmus maximus (turbot), 1108 nucleotides long. Its product is annotated as visual pigment-like receptor peropsin. Gene Ontology annotation, molecular function: G protein-coupled receptor activity. Lineage: Eukaryota; Metazoa; Chordata; Actinopteri; Pleuronectiformes; Scophthalmidae. The coding region runs from base 1 to 960 and encodes 319 amino acids. Gene Ontology annotation, cellular component: membrane. The transcript has 8 exons. The record is from RefSeq and is a predicted model, not a curated record. Gene Ontology annotation, biological process: G protein-coupled receptor signaling pathway.